Pterocles gutturalis (yellow-throated sandgrouse) is the source of this 594-nucleotide messenger RNA. RefSeq names its product 7-methylguanosine phosphate-specific 5'-nucleotidase. The annotation marks the transcript as partial. NCBI's taxonomy places the organism in Eukaryota, Metazoa, Chordata, Aves, Pterocliformes, Pteroclidae. Gene Ontology annotation, cellular component: cytoplasm. Gene Ontology annotation, molecular function: 5'-nucleotidase activity; magnesium ion binding. The transcript is spliced from 6 exons. The record is from RefSeq and is a predicted model, not a curated record.
GUCAUUUCUGACUUCGACAUGACGCUGAGCAGGUUCGGGUGCAACGGCAGGCGCUGCCCCACUUCGCACAAUAUCCUGGAUAACAGCCGUGUCAUCAGCGAGGAGGGCAAGCAGCAGCUGAAAGAUCUGCUGCACUACUACUACCCCAUUGAAAUCGAUCCCAACCGGACCCUGGAGGAGAAGCGGCCGCUCAUGGUGGAGUGGUGGACCAGGGCCCAUGAGCUGCUGUCGCAGCAGAAGAUCCACAAGGGUGACAUAGCCGAGAUCGUCAGAGAGUCGGACGUGAUGCUGAGGGAUGGAUUCCAUGAGUUAUUUGAUCAGCUGCAUAAGCACAACGUCCCCCUCUUCAUCUUCUCCGCUGGCGUGGGUGACAUCCUUGAGGAGAUUAUCCGUCAGGCCAAGGUCUUCCACUCCAACGUCAACGUGGUCUCCAACUACAUGGACUUUGACGAGAACGGGCUCCUCGCGCGUUUCAAGGCUCCUCUCAUCCACACCUACAACAAGAACAACAGCGUCCUGCAGGGCACCGAGUACUUCCAGCAGCUGAGCGCCCGCACGAGCAUCAUCCUGCUGGGAGACUCCAUGGGGGACCUG